AUGGUAGAGGAGCUUGUUAACCAGCAUAAAAACGGGAUAUCUGGCCUUCCUCUAGUACCAGCUCCAUAUAAUUCAGAACUAGCCGUUAUGGAUCCAGACUGUCAUAGAAAAUUCAUGAGACUACAUCCUCCUACAUUUACUGGUACCAAGAAUUUUAUUGAAGCUGAAGGAUGGUUGAAAGAAAUUGAAAAGGCAUUCCGAGUUUUGGGCGUGACUUCUGAACAUAAAGUGAUUAUGGCCACGUACCUACUUGUGGGUGAAGCUGAUCAUUGGUGGAAAUUCAGACAGACCACCUUACCUAUUCCCAUCACCUGGGAGAGAUUUCGGAGGGCGUUCAACGCCAAGUACUUUCUAGCACAACUCCGACACCAAAAAGAGUUGAAGUUCAUACAGCUCACUCAGGAGAACUUGUUAGUGAUUGAAUAUGCUCGAAGAUUCACUGAGUUGACCCAUUUUGCUCCAGCCAUUUUGACUUAUGAAGGACAGAGGGCGAGAAAAUUUCAGUAG
Messenger RNA from Carica papaya (papaya), 507 nucleotides. RefSeq lists its product as uncharacterized. NCBI's taxonomy places the organism in Eukaryota, Viridiplantae, Streptophyta, Magnoliopsida, Brassicales, Caricaceae. The record is from RefSeq and is a predicted model, not a curated record.